CAGGGCCGGCCCCACAGAACCCUGGGAGUCCCCGUUCCCGGCCCCCCGGGGCCCCCUGGACCCCCGGGGCCCCCCGGCCCCCCCCCCAGAACCAGGACAAGGACCAGGACCAGGACCUGUCCGACGAGGAGGACCUGAUGUCGGAGGUGAAGAGGAACCCGUUUGAGUUCCAGGGGUCGGAGUCCCCGACGCCGGACCUGGUCCAGUACGGGACGACCGCGGGGCCCCAGGAGGGCGUCCCGCCGGCCCUGGAGCCUGAGCCCUUGAGCAAGGCGGCAGCUCCCACCGCGUUCAAAGACGAGGAGGACGAGGAGGACGCGGUUCUGCCGCCGUCGCUGCCCGACAUCCUGAAGUCGUCCCCGCUCAACCCGGACAAGCUGGACUCGGGCUCGUCGGAGGGAAGUCCCGAGCAGAGCCCGGUGUUCGAGAGGAGGAUGAUGGAGUCGCCCAACCCGCCCAUCAACCUGUCGGCCAACAACCCCUUCGCCUUCGAGGCCAAGGUGUCGCUGCUGAAGGAGAUGACGGAGCAGAUGGAGGCGGAGCGGGACUCGGACCAGGUCCGGGUCCAGGACCAGGACCAGAACCUGGGCACCUUCGACCUGGUCAAGGAGGCGGAGCCGGUGCCGGUGCCGGCGGCGCCGGCCCGGGUGGAGCAGCAGGACUGGUUCUCGGGCCGCGGCGACGCCCCUCCGCCCCACCGGGCGGCGCCCGAGCCCUUCGAGCCGCUGGACUUCCUGGAGAAGAAGAAGAAUCCGACGGUGGUGGAGGACUCGGACUCGGAGUCGCCCACGGCCGACUCGCUGUCCCCGGUUCUGGAGGCCAUGGCUAAAAACCCGGCUAGCUUCCAGGUGGAGGCGGAGCUAAAGGGGGCGGAGCUAAAGCAGGAGGAGGUGGAGCCAGAGGAGGAAGUGUCGGAGCACGAAGUUUCGUCCGAGGAGUUCGAGUUCAUCGAGCGGCCGCCGCGCGGCGUCAUCGACGACUUCCUGGAGGCGCUGGACACGUCCAAGUUCGCGGCGGCGGCGCCGCCGGAGAUCCCGCUGGACGACGACGAGCUCGGGUUCGAGGCCAAGGAGACCACACCCACUAAAGAGCUGGCCACGCCCCCUAAAGACCUAGCCACGCCCCCUAAAGAGGCGGAGCCAGAAGAAGACUGGGCCUCGUACCGCCUCCUCACCCAGGCCCCGCCCCCCCAGAAGAGCAAGGCCGAGCUGGAGACGCCCGAAGCCACGCCCCCCGCCAGCAAGGUGGCCCCGCCCACAACCAGCCAGGUGGCCACGCCCCCAACCCUCGCCGGCCAAUCAGAGCAGCCGACGGCCCCGACGAGCAGCAGGAAGGGCUUUACGAUGCCAAACGUGAACCUAAGAAAAGUGGUGGAGCUGCUGUACUGGCGGGACGUGAAGACGACCGGCGUGGUGUUCGGCGCGGCGCUGCUGCUGCUGCUGUCCCUGACGCUCUGCAGCAUCGUGAGCGUCUGCUCCUACGUGGGUCUGGCUCUGCUGUCCGUCACCAUCUGCUUCAGGAUCUACAAGGGAAUCCUGCAGGCCGUGCAGAAGUCCGAUGAAGGACACCCGUUCAGGCAGUACCUGGACCAGGAGGUGGCUCUGUCCGAGGACACGGUCCACAAGUACAGCGACCUGGUUCUGGCCAAACUCAACAAGACCAUCUGUGAGAUGAGACGCCUGUUCCUGGUGGAGGACCUGGUGGAUUCUAUCAAGUUUGCUGUUCUGAUGUGGAUCCUCACCUACAUCGGAGCUUUGUUCAACGGCCUGACGCUGCUCAUCCUGGGUCUGGUCGCCGUGUUCAGCUGCCCCAUCGUCUACGAGAAGCACCAGACCCAGAUCGACCACUACGUGGGGAUGGUCAACAACCAGGUCAAGGACGUGAUUGGAAAGAUUCAAGCGAAGGUUCCCGGCAUGAAGCGCAAGGCGGAGUGAAGAGGCCGGAGGAGGAUUCAGGAAGUCCUGACAGACGGACGGACGGACAGAGGGGGGACUGGGGGGGCGUCUUAUUAUUGUAUUUGUCGAUUAAUAAAAAAAACUUUAUCCAGUUGACAAUUCCUUUUUUUUUUUUUUUCCUGAGAAAAUCGUCGCCGCGGCAACGCUCGGCUUCGUUUCGAAUGUUUUGUUUCUGCGAGCGACGUGAAAACUUCAUCUAGAGCUGGAUUAGGCCCCGCCCCCUCCUCCCACUGCAUCAUGGGAGAUCUGGAGCUCCUCCCCCAACUGGUUUCUGUGGUCUAUAUUUUGUUAUUUUAACUCGUUUCCCGUCUGCGUUAGCGUCGGCGGCGUUAACGUCUCCUUCUUCAUCUCUUUUCCCGCUCGUAAAAGUAUUUUUUGUGAAUUUUUCUUCGUCCACGAAGCUACGUUUCCUCGUUAGCGGUGAGGGACGACUCCUGGGGGAGGAGCCACCGGGGAGGGGCGGGGUCAACAGGGAGGGGGCGGGGUCAACGGGGGGGCGGGUACUAAACUAAAACCUUCAUUGCUUCUCAGUAACUGUAGCUAGAAACAUCUAGUAACGAUGUUGGCUCAUCGUCGUAACUUCAGCCGCCGCUAGAAAAACCCGGAGGAUUGUUUACGUUCAUCGGAAAAGAGAAAAACCUUUUCAGCAUUUUCUGCUCGCGGAGAAACUGGCGGCGACUCCGGGAAACCUCGACGCAUCUGUUUGUUCUGCAAGUUUAAUUGUGAAUGAUCAACUUCUUCUUCAUACUUCAGUGGUGACGACUUAAAGCUCCCGGCCGGGACAAGUGUUUGUGGAAUGCUUUGUGAGAUGUAAACAGUUAUCAAUAAAGCUUCUAGACAAAGACAA
This is a messenger RNA of Cololabis saira (Pacific saury), 2802 nucleotides long. It is a transcript of the gene rtn4a, whose product is annotated as reticulon 4a. Gene Ontology annotation, cellular component: postsynaptic density; neuron projection. The record is from RefSeq and is a predicted model, not a curated record. Gene Ontology annotation, biological process: brain development; endoplasmic reticulum tubular network formation; neuron differentiation. The transcript is spliced from 7 exons. The coding region runs from base 138 to 1934 and encodes 598 amino acids. NCBI's taxonomy places the organism in Eukaryota, Metazoa, Chordata, Actinopteri, Beloniformes, Belonidae.